GCCAGAUCAAAACAGCCGCGCAAACAUUCAUGGUGAAAUUUGUUUUGUUAAUUGGUUGUUUGGCUCUAUAAAAGUGUAUAGAGUGGCUGUACCAAGUGAUGGAAACCCGUCUGGAGGUGCGCCUGCGAGAGCCAAACCCGCUGUUCACCCGCUGGCUGGAGCGCUGGCUGCGGGAGGCGGAGCGGCGCCAGCAGAAGUCGCAGUUUAGGCUUCGGCAGGCGCUGGAGUCCCUGAGAAGCUACCCAUUGCCGUUGUCCAGCGGAAGGGACUGCUCGAUUCUCCGCGGAUUCGGGGGCACCCUCUGCCAGCUCAUCGACGAGGAGCUGCGCCAGCACAGGGGCCUCCGACUGGCGCCCCAGGAGGACGUGGCCCGGGCGCAGUACGAGCAGCAGGUCCAGGAGGUCGUCCGCCAGGUGCAAGAGCAGCAAACGGUACACCAGAAGCGCCUGGUUAAGCCCAGGAAGCCGACCAAAAAGGAUCUGGCGGAAUUGGCCGCCCAAGAGGAGCGGGUACGCCAGGUGGAAAUGAAACCGGGCGCUUUCCAGUUGCUCCUCCUGGUGGACACUCAGGAGACCAGUGGCAAGAACAAGCGGGUCCUGGACCAAACGAGGAGCUACCUGGAAUCGCUGGGAGCCCGUCAUGAGGUGCGUCGCCUCACCAUAGGCGAUUUUCUUUGGGUGGCCCAGGAUCCAGAAGGCAACGAACUAGUCUUACCGUACAUCGUCGAGCGCAAGAGGAUGGAUGACCUGGCAUCCAGCAUACGGGAUGGUCGCUUCCACGAACAGAAGCACAGACUGCAACAGAGUGGCCUGAGGAACAUCAUCUACCUGGUGGAGGACUACGGGGACAACGAGCAGCUGGGCCUGCCCCUGGACUCCUUGCAGCAGGCUCUGGCCAAUGCCAAAGUUCAAACUGGAGUUCAGGUGGUGCGCACGGAGAAUCACUUCCGAUCCAUGAGCUAUUUGGCCGCCAUGAGUCGUUCCCUCGGCCAGAUCUUCGCCAACAAAAGGCUGUACAGCGUGGAUCGCGGACAAAUCGACAAAUGUUCCUGCCUGCUCAUGGACUCCCAGCUGGGGUUGCUCAAGUUUCGCGCCCUCUAUGAAGACUCCGCCAAGAACGCCCAGCUCACGGUGCGAGAAGUCUUUGUGCAACAGUUGCUACAGCUACAUUCCCUCUCCCUCGAACGAGCCAUGGCUAUUGUGGAGCGGUAUCCCACGCCACGCUGCCUGCUGGAGGCCUACGAGGUGUGUCCAGAGCCAAAGCAGGCGAGGCUGCUCCUCUCCAGCAUCCCCUGUGGGCCCCUGGAGCGCCCGCUGGGCGACAAAAUCAGCCAGUGCCUGCACGAAUUCUACACCACGCACUUUCGUUAGGAUUAGCAAUUGAUUUAAUGGGACAUAUCUAAAGUUAUAUACACGAGUUUAUACAUUAAGUGAGAGAGAAUACGAUUUGGACUAAAGUCCCCGUUGGACAUUGAAUAGUGUGAUCUAGUCUAAGCCAAAAAUGUACAAGUCAGCCGCUUAGAUAUUUCGGAAGUGUCGGAUGGCCAAGUCCACCGGCAGGUCGAAGUCAAAUCGGGAUAGAGCGUCGAUGGAGCGCAGCGAGUCCCGGAAUCCCGUGCGGGCCACGUAGCUGUUUGCCGAGUAGUACGUGUCCACCAGCUCAUGGCAGCUGAGGAUCAGGUUGAGCCACUCCACCAGCAAGUGGGAGCUGUUUGAAAGAAGAGAAAAGCUGUUUGAAUGGGAUAAGUAAGAUCAACGGGGUUUACUCUGUGUCUUCAUUGUUAUCCCUAUACAAGACAUAUACUAAAUUUCAUUUUAUAAUCUUUUAAGCAAAUCGUCUUGUUCAUCCUGAUGAACGUAUAAAUGAUUGAUAACUCGCCUUUUAGUUAUCCCCUGAAAUUGUAACAAUUUUAUGGUAAAUGUUGACUCAAGCAUUUGUGGUUGCCUGCCAAAUUAUUUAUGGCCUAAGCUUUAGCAAUAAAAUAAACCUAUAUAUUUAA
Molecule: messenger RNA, 1999 nt
Organism: Drosophila subpulchrella
Lineage: Eukaryota; Metazoa; Arthropoda; Insecta; Diptera; Drosophilidae
Gene: mus81
Product: crossover junction endonuclease MUS81
Exons: 1
Coding region: 99-1370 (423 amino acids)
Biological process (GO): double-strand break repair via break-induced replication; resolution of meiotic recombination intermediates; DNA catabolic process
Cellular component (GO): nucleus; Holliday junction resolvase complex
Molecular function (GO): 3'-flap endonuclease activity; DNA binding; crossover junction DNA endonuclease activity
Source: RefSeq, a predicted model, not a curated record